Molecule: messenger RNA, 1761 nt
Organism: Necator americanus (New World hookworm)
Lineage: Eukaryota; Metazoa; Nematoda; Chromadorea; Rhabditida; Ancylostomatidae
Exons: 8
Coding region: 1-1761 (586 amino acids)
Source: RefSeq, a predicted model, not a curated record
AUGUCGGAUGUGUCGAACCCCUUCUCAGCUUGGGAGACCCUCCCGGAGGAUGAACCUCCGCUGUGCAUCGCAGUUCGACGCCCAGUGUCACCUCCACGCCACUAUGAGGCGGUGAACCGUUGUGGAGGCGAUGGAGGCAUCGAGAAGGAGGAUGGAAAAUGUCAUUCACGACUUCUACUAAAAUCUCUUCAACAGCCACGUCCACACGCCUCCUCACCAUCUGAACGAAAAUGGACAUGUCGUUCCAGAGGUCCCCUCUUCCGAAGUCGGACAUGCCAUCGUUACCUACCCCCAGUACUCAUCAACACAUUGACGAGGGUCUUCACUCGUUAUCUGUCGCAAUGCAAAGUUCCUAAGCAAUGGAAAACCAACAAGACCGUGCUGUUGUAUAAGAAAGGAGACCCACAAGACAUCGGCAACUAUCGUCCAAUCUGCUUACUGUCUGUCAUCUACAAGCUCUUCACAAGAGUAAUUCUAAACAGGAUAGAAAGAGCAUUAGAUGAAGGACAGCCAUGCGAGCAACCAGGGUUCCGAAAAUGGUUCAGUGCGAUUGACCACAUACACACGUUUUCAAAACUCACAGAAGUAUCGCGAGAGUACAAGAUGCCGCUGUGUCUCACUUUCAUCGAUUUAAAGAAAGUCUUUGAUACAGUUGAGAGCGAAGCGGUCAUGGAGGCUUUGGACAACCAAGGGGUCCCUACUCCAUACAUAAAGAUACUUGGUGAGUUGUAUAGCAACUUGACGACCAAAAUUUCCCCAUUCUACAAUGAUGUCAUAAUCGACGUGAAGAGAGGGGUUCGUCAGGGUGACACAAUGAGAGUGAAAGUUGACGGCCGGCAUUUACACCAUCUUCGUUUCGCUGAUCAUCGUUCUUAUAACAGCAAGCAUCAGAUGGAACGAAUGCUGGCCGAAUUUGAUGAAACGCGUAAAAAGAUCCGUCUUCGGCUGAACCUAGAUAAAGACGAUGUUUAUGAAGAACGGAUGGGUCGGGAAAUCAACAUGAUGAACGACCUGACCUCCGAGCUGGGCAGAAGGAAACGAGUGGCUUGGGGAGCGUAUAAGAGCAUCGAGGAUGUAGUGAAGAGGACCAAGAACAUCCGGCUCCGUGCUCACCUAUUCAUCACCACCGUUCUUUCUGCUUUGACCUGCGCUUCAGAAACCUUAGUGUUUCGCAAGCAGGAAGAAAAUGCGAUUAGCAUCAUAGAACGCGGAAUUGAAAGGGCGGGAAAUGUGAUGCGUUUCAACGACAAACGUUGGACCAGAGCCGUAAGCGAAUGGAUACCACGCGACAUCAAACCCACCGCAGGAAGAGCGCCGACCCAAUGGUCAGACCUCUUCAGAAAGUCCUUCUUCGAGUUCCUCGCGAAAAGAGAUGCCACUGGUCAACACUUGCGCGCGAUUGGAACAAAUAUAAGUGUUACUGGUACCCGCUGUAAAUCGAUGAACAACGGGAGCACAAGUGAUACAGGUGAGCCUUCGGUGACGCCCACUGAUAUGAUGAGUCCAAUUUCGAUGAGAGUAUUCGUAAAUAUGUCAACUCAACACAUUCAUCUCUUGAGAGUCCCUGGUGAAGGACUAAAUAGAGCGCCACCGGUACCGCUGUGUGCGGUUGGUCAAGAUUCUAGCAGAAGAGUAUCAAAGAAGGACUCAUCAUCGCGCAAGAAUAAACUGGAUUCGCGUAAAAUGCAAAAGCUUGAUCUCCGAAGGAUCUCAGCGGCAAGACGGAGGCCAGAUGCAGAUUCAACAAGAAGGCGUCGAUGA